AUGGAGUUCAGUGAUAUGUGGACAUGGUUUUUCCCCCGUCCUCCCCGGGGCCCAGACUCCAACCCGCGCGGCCCCAACAAUGACGGCAAUGGCUCUGGCGGCUUUAACAUUAAUUGGGGCUAUGGACGUGUCGGCCACGACUAUUAUCAUGCCCAUUGUGAACUUUUCAACGCAAAGUGGACUGUGCUAAUCAUACCUUUGUGCGUCGUGCAGUUUGUCUCGUCUCGUGGCAAUGAGUACUUCUGUGAGAUCGACGAAGACUACCUGACAGAUCGCUUCAACCUCACUGGUCUCAACACAGAGGUUUCUUACUACCAGUAUGCGCUUGAUCUUGUCACCGACGUUUUCGAUCUCGACGCCGACGAUGACCUCCGCGAGCAAAUUGAGAAGUCCGCUCGCCACCUCUAUGGUCUCGUUCAUGCUCGGUACAUCGUCACUACUCGUGGACUCGCCAAAAUGCUUGAAAAAUACAAGAAGAGCGACUUCGGAAAGUGCCCUCGCGUUAUGUGCGACGGCCAUGCGCUUCUUCCUGUCGGUCAAGCUGACCUUCCAAACAUGAGCACCGUCAAGCUCUACUGCCCAAAGUGUGAAGACAUCUACAACCCCAAGUCCUCUCGCCACGCCUCCAUUGACGGUGCAUACUUCGGCACUUCAUUCCAUUCUAUCCUGUUCCAGGUCUACCCUGCUCUCAACCCGGAGAAGAGCAGCCGCCGCUACGAGCCCCGUAUCUAUGGUUUCAAGGUUCACGCUGCGGCCGCCCUUGCUCGCUACCAGGACAUGGAACGCGAAGACCUCAAGUCCCGCCUCGCCGAAGUUGACAUCCAGCACCGUUUCAUCGAAGACAGCGAGAGCGAUGGCGAUGCGUUCGAGUACGACGAGGAUUACGCGGAGGGUCGUACUGAGCCCGCCAAGAACCAGGGCCAGGCCGGCGACGCAGCCUCUGCUCCGAUGGAGAUCGGUAACUGA
Molecule: messenger RNA, 966 nt
Organism: Penicillium brevicompactum
Lineage: Eukaryota; Fungi; Ascomycota; Eurotiomycetes; Eurotiales; Aspergillaceae
Product: casein kinase II subunit beta
Exons: 3
Coding region: 1-966 (321 amino acids)
Cellular component (GO): protein kinase CK2 complex; cytoplasm
Molecular function (GO): protein kinase regulator activity
Source: RefSeq, a predicted model, not a curated record